AUGGAGGAUGUCAAAGUUGAUGAGAGUGUUACACCAAGUACUCAAGUAACUGAAGAGGAACCUGUGGGGCUUGAGGAUGAUGCUGAGAAGAUAAUUAAGUUACUGACCCGAGGAAUAAGGGAACGGGAUAUUGUCUCUAUUUUUGGCAUGCCUGGUCUCGGAAAGACCACUUUGGCAAGAAAACUGUUGAGGGACAUCUAUAAGCAAGUGACGGGUGAUAAGUACAAUGGAGAUAAGGAGAAUGACAUAGCCGAUAUGUUGUGCAAGUGUUUAAUAGGCAAAAGAUAUCUCAUUAUCUUGGAUGAUGUAUGGGAAGUAAAGGCAUGGGAUGAGUUAAGAUUAUGUUUACCAAUCGGAUGUUGUAAAGGACUGCCUCUUACAGUUGUUUUGAUUGGUGGAAUUCUUGCAAAGAAAGAAAGGAUUGUCGCGGAGUGGUGUGAAGUUUCAAAAAAUUUGAAGUCUCAUCUUGGGGCAGUUGAAAGUGAGAGCAAUUUGGCAAUACAGUUAAGUUACAGCUACUUACCGGAUCAUUUGAGACACUGCCUUCUGACUAUGGGAGUAUUUAGGGAGGAUGAAAAAAUUGGAGCAUCUAAAUUGAUGUCACUCUGGAUGGCCGAAGGCAUCGUUCAAUGUAGUGAUGAGAGAGGAUUGGAGGAGGUAGCUGAAGGUUACUUGAUCGAUAUAAUUUCUAGUAGCCUACUAAUGGUUUCAAAGACGACUUUUGAUGGCAAGGUGAAGUACUUGCAAAUUCAUGAUCUAGUGCGUGAUUUUGUCUUAAACAAAGCUAAAGAAGAAAAGUUCAUGCAAGUUAUAGGGACACAUAACCAAUAUCAACCUUCAUAUGAUGAGGAACAUCGAGUAUGCAUUCACCUCGACCAUAAGCUUCGUCAUGAAUUGCAGAGAUUCAACAACAAAGUAGAUAGAUUCCUCACAAGCGGCUCCAAAAAAGGAACAUCUUUUGGACAAGAUCUUAAAUCGCUCUUUGUUACUAAUAACGUAGAUGAUUUUCUUGCUUAUAGAGAUUUUUGGAAUAAUGAAUCUAGUUUUCACGGUACUGUUCCUAAAGAGUAUUUAUCUCGUUCGUAUCAUUUCUCAUCAGUUGGAGACUUUAGACUUCUUAGAGUGUUGGAUUUCAGGAACUGCAUUCCAGGGGAUUAUACGAAUAUAGAAGAUAUACUGCAAUCACUAGUUUACCUGAGAUACCUCGGAAUGUGUUUCGAAAAGUUUUUUUCCGAGUGGGUAUCACACAUGUGCGACCUGGAAACUUUACUGGUGGAUACUGAGAGAAUAGUAGAUGCGACACCUCAUAUUUGGAAGAUGACGAAACUAAAGCAUGUAGACCUAUUAACAUUUUUACCUCGUGAGAUAUUUGCAGUUUCUGAAGAAGGUCCGUCUAAGAUGGAGAAUUUGAGGGCCUUUAAAGGCAUGUGUUUACUUCGUGAUGAUAUAGAGUUAAUUGAGAGGUUUCCCAAUCUUCAAAAGCUUCUCCUCAUGAUAGCUGAUAAUGAUAUCGAUGAAGCUAACUCUCUCGUUCUAAAAUUGGAUGUUCUUACACAGCUUCAAUCCCUCGUGCUUGGUUCGAUGUGUAAUAUCACCAAGUAUUAUUUACCUUCAAGUCUCAAAGAGCUGAUCCUCCGCUAA
Messenger RNA from Nicotiana attenuata, 1641 nucleotides. RefSeq names its product putative late blight resistance protein homolog R1B-16. Bases 1 to 1641 code for a protein of 546 amino acids. The transcript has 3 exons. The record is from RefSeq and is a predicted model, not a curated record. Lineage: Eukaryota; Viridiplantae; Streptophyta; Magnoliopsida; Solanales; Solanaceae. Gene Ontology annotation, biological process: defense response to other organism. Gene Ontology annotation, molecular function: ADP binding.